This is a messenger RNA of Annulohypoxylon truncatum, 3232 nucleotides long. RefSeq lists its product as uncharacterized. The record is from RefSeq and is a predicted model, not a curated record. Lineage: Eukaryota; Fungi; Ascomycota; Sordariomycetes; Xylariales; Hypoxylaceae. Bases 471 to 3047 code for a protein of 858 amino acids. The transcript has a single exon.
GAUCUGACGACCAUUUAAUACAUUUAGCUUGGAGCUAUAUACUACUAGCCGUCGCCUGUCGUAUAGUUGCGCCGGGAGUUAGGGCUGUCUACCGGAUUAGAAAUUCUCACAGGACCAUCCUCGCCUCAAAGUUCUACAACACAGGGUUGCCUUGACUUCAUGCUCAUGGGCCCUAGUUACUUUCCCCUCAUUAACUCGGCUGUUUUUCGACUGAUGCAUUGAGGCUCGCCGAAUCGUUGACUUGUUGGUUACACUCUUUCCAAAGUCUCACAUGCCUCUUCGGACCUUAUUAUUACUGCAUUGGCUUUUCGUCUCCGAGUAUAUGUUUCUGGAUGACGUACCGCAGAUCUCAGAUCUCGUUGCCCGCCUACUACAAAAAUAAUAUAUAGUCGAAGGCUCUUUCGGCAAACCAUAAUCAUCAUUACCUCACUAACUCCUCAACAACACUUACACGCAACACACAAUACACAAUGUCAGAAUCAAGCACCACGAGUCCUACGAGUCCGGCUCUUGAGGCACUACAGAAUCGUUCACGCGAUAUACGACGAGCUAGGCCUCCAGACAUAACAGUUAUCAAGAAUGAGGCCAAGGUCCCACUACGACCUACCAAGCGUGAGUCCAGGAUCGGCUUGAGGAAUAUAUUCAGCAAAUCGAAAAUAGUAAAGAAUGAAGGAAUAGUGGAAGAAGCACCCUCGUCACGGGAGUCAUCACGGCAUGGUUCGAAGCGCUCGUCGUUGGCGGAUAUCGGUAAUUGGCCUCACAGACUGCAUCCUUCUCGCUCAGAGCUUUCCCUUAGCUCAUCUCCGUCUUCGAUAAAGUCGCCGGGGUCUACGGGGUCUAUGGCGUCUUCAAGAUUACGACAAAAUAGCAUUACUGUUAACCAAAACAAGCUCCGUCAGCAAGGGUCUCCAAAGACGAGGGAUUCGAUAACCGGAUUUAUCCCCCCGCCGCUGUUCCAGAUGUAUCCACAGGCAAUCAAGUACGCAACACUGGCAACCUGUCUCACCCCGAUAGAAGCUUUAACCCGUCUCAACGAGCUCAAGGAGAACUCACAACAGAACGAUUUCUCGAGGAGUAAUCUGGGGGAGGCAGAGAGGAGGAAGAAAUCUAAGCAUGCCCCGGAAUGGACAGACAAGGUCUACGCACUCGUCACCUCGGGAUACUUACUCCAAUAUGCGGGAGAAGGUCGAUUCGAUAGGCUACCCGAGAAGAUCCUACACCUAACGCGGGAUUCCGCUGCUUAUGCCAGUGACCUCAUCCCUGGAAAACACUGGGUGGUACAGGUGGCAUCAUCGAUGGAUGCUGACGGGAACCCAGCUCUGGAUGCGAAAUCUCUUAGAUCGAAGCUCGCUCUAAGAGGAGUUGAGAAGCGACAAGUUUCUAAUAUGUUACUUGUGUUUGAAAACCCGGAAGGUAUGGAUACUUGGCUUGCUAUCCUGAGAAGAGAGAUUGAGUCCCUGGGCGGUAAGAAGAAGCUUUCAGAAACGGGCAAGCCCGAGAUGGAGGACAGCCAAAUAUUGAAGAACCAAGCAAGCCAGAGGACGUUAAUUGUGCGAGACCCAACGCGCUUCUCGCGCAUCAUCUCUCAGGACUUUUCAUGGAACCAGGAGAACACACUGGCCGACCCUACAGAACAAACCGAGACUGUGGAACCCCGAUCAGAGAGGACGUCGGAAUCAACGUUGGAUGACGGUUCAAGCUUGGUUUCAUCGGAUGGGCAACGGCUGGAUAGUCUUCGAGACAGUGGCGGUAGCAGUGGUAGUAGCGGCAGCAGCGGCAACCGACUCUCGUUCAUCUCGUCUGGACAACGGACCAUCGUGUCCUCGGCAGAAUCGUCGCCUACUAGUUCCCCGAUUCGAGCGAGCUUCUCCAGCAAUGGAGAAGAUCAACUCUUCCAACUAACUCAAAAACCCUUGCCGCCCACUCCCGAAGUGAGGCCGCGUCCUAAUGCUGCCGCCAUCGCGAUCCGGAGACAGUCGAUGCAAACGAUGAUCCCCAGUUUCGAUCCUCGCUUAGAUGUCCGGGGCCGCUCGAUCUCAACCCUGCCGUCCUCGCUAACAUCGGUUCAAGAGGACAAGCAUCAAUUCGUACCUAACUUUAGCGUACCACAUACUGUCGGCCGGCGGUAUUCGGCUAUGAAUUUGACCGCCGCAGCCUCCCGUGAACAUCAGCCGCAGGCGUCCGACCGAGAAGGGCCGAUAAGACCAGUCCGACGAAGUCCGCCAACAAAACUCGCGAUAUCCCGCCCUCUUUCUAUCGUCAUAGAUCAGCCCUCACCAAGGCCGCCAUACUCACCUCUCACUCCGCCCAACCCAGCUCGCCCUUCCAUACAGGCACCCGACUCGCCGUCCAUGUUCGCGCCUCGGCCUAACUAUGCACCAAAGCAAAGCCCGCAUGAGAGGAGCGAAACGCCCGAGAGUCAGAUCUUAAAACGGAUGACGGAAGAAGCGAAUCUUACCAGCACCAGCGUCAUCGCGCCGUUCCAUGAAAAACGCAAUGCUCGUGCUAGUCAACAAUAUCAGCAACCAAUGCUUCCAUACUUUGACGUGGAUAAAUCGUUCAUUGCUCGACCAGCCCGAACUCAGUCUAUUGACACCAUAAAGCCCCAUGAAGAAAUUCGUAGAGCAUCAUCGUCCCUCGAAAUGCGGAGAUCAUCGAUGAACUCUAACUUUGGGCAUCAAUCUUUUAAACAUGCGCUUCUGCUAGCUGAUAACCCAUCUCACCACACUCACGCAAACCACCUCAAUCGCCAUUCAUUUAUGAACCAUAGCCAGUAUAAUUUGGCCUCUAUUGAGGAACCCUCCUACACCCUGGCGCCGCCUUUGAUAUGUAUGCCCAAGCGCUCGGCGCCUUCUCUCAAGACUCUACAGCAGGAGUCGACGUCAAACCAUCACUUGGGGGCGGACUUCGGCGAGAGGACUCUGAUGACUAGGAGGAGUUUACCACACUUAGCCGAGGGACCCCCUCCAGCUCCUCCACCGACAUGUGCACUUCCCCCGAUCCCUACUAAGCGCUCUUCCAAUUUACCUAGGAGUAUCAGGGCGUAAUACUUUUCACACUGUCCUACAAGGCACACCUUUUUUUUUUCUUUGACUUAUAUUUUUGACUCUAUAUUUUGCUUCGUGUAUAUCAUUGUAUUUUUACCUUAUACCUACGGGCCCCACGAUAAUGAUUGGCGUUUCGGUUUCUCUAUGCCUAUAUAUUAGACUCAACUUACCGGAACGGAAAGAAA